UGGACUCUGCUGACGUUGGCUCGGCAAACCGUUCGAUGCUCAGAGCCGCUAACCGGUUGCUUCCCUUCCAGGCUCGCUUUCCCGUGGCUCGGCAUCUUCCGUCGCUGUGGCUGUCUGAGGUUCACCCUCUCAGGAUGGGGGUAGGCAAAUCUAGAUCAGUUAAUUUUCCAAUUAUUGAUGGCCAAGAGAAUAAAUUUCCCAAGCAUACACAUGGGACGAAAGAGAAAGAGGAGGCUAUAAUUGUGAAAGAGAUUUGUUCAGUUGAUGAGAUGAAUGAAGGAGAGAUGCGUGAAUUUGAAGUAGAAAACCAUAAGCUGUUACUUAUCAAAAGCAGUGGGGAAUUUAGUGCCAUAGGGCACUUGUGUACUCAUUCUGGAGCUCCACUGGUAAAAGGAGUUCUCUCAAAUGGGAGAGUUCGAUGUUCCAGGCAUGGUGCCUGUUUUAAUAUAAAAACAGGUGAUAUCGAAGAGUACCCUUGUCUUGAUGCACUACAAUGCUUUCCGGUUGAAGUUCAGAAUGGCAAGGUUAUUAUAUCGGCAAGUGUUGAAGCCUUGGAAGAAAACAGAAGAAUCAAAACCAUGGUCACCCCAUCACCAACAAAUAAGACAGUCAUUCUUCUUAUAGGUGGAGGUCCAGCUUCAUUAGUUUGUGCAGAAACUCUUCGCCAGGAAUUUUACACAGGACGCAUAAUAAUAGCAACCAAAGAACAACAUUUGCCUUAUGACCGUACAAAACUCAGCAAGAAGUUAGAAAUCGACAUUGAAAGAAUCUUGUUGCGGAAGUCCGAGUUUUACUCCACUCAUGGUAUUGAGGUGCUAACGAACAAGGAGGCAAUAUCGGUGAACGCGGGUAAAAGGAGGGUUGCCUUUAAAGAUGGAACCACUCAGCAAUAUGACUACUUACUGAUAGCAACAGGCUGCAUACCUCGAAAACUUAGUUGUCCGGGAGCAGAUCUAGAAAAUGUAUUUUGCUUGUAUACUCCGGAAGAUGCACACAAAAUUCACGAAUUAUCAAAUGAAAAAGAUGUUGUCAUCGUGGGCUCCUCAUUCAUUGGAAUGGAGAUAACUUGGUACCUGAUUAACAAACCUAAGUCUGUGUCUGUGGUUGGAACCAGCAAGGUUCCGUUUCAGGAUUUGUUGGGAAGAGAUGUUGGCACUGCAAUAAUGAAGAAAUUUGAAGCGGAAAAUGUGAAGUUUUACAUGGAAAGUAAAGUGACUGAACUCAGGGGACAGAAUGGAUCGUUGGAAGAAGUUGUGCUCGAAAAUGGAAUGGUUCUUCCAGCAGACACCUGUGUAGUAGGAAUUGGAGUGGUACCUGCAACAGAUUUCCUGAACAAGAGUGGCAUAAAAACUGAUUCGAAUGGUGCAGUUAUUGUCAAUAAGAACAUGCAGACCAGUAAUCCUAGAGUGUUUGCAGCUGGGGAUAUUACUUCAUUUCCACUACCACUGAAAAAUAAUGAAAAUGUGACUGUUCGUCAUUGGCAAGUGGCUCAUUCACAAGGUCAUGUGGCUGCGUUGAACAUGCUGAAGAAGAAGGCUGCCUUUAAUUCUGUGCCAUACUUCUGGUCAAUCAUUUCCGAAAACAGUAUUCGAUAUGCAGGACAUGGAGUAGGCUAUGAAGAAGUAAUCAUUCAUGGCAAUAUGGAUGAAAUGAGAUUUGUUGCAUUCUAUAUCAAGGAAGAUACCGUCAUUGCAGUUUGCAGUCUGAAUUAUGAUCCUGUGGUCUCCCAAGUAGCUGAAGUUCUAGCCUCAGGAAAGACUAUAUCGAAGGAAGAAGCUAGCUCCGAGGAUAUGCCGUGGAUUAAAAAGAUCUGAUGUUUUCCAUGCUUCAAGCAAAACUUUUAGAAUUACAUUUUAAAGGAAGUUUCCCAAAACUUAAUUGAUUUUUCUAUUUGUUUUAUGAACCUUUUAUUUCAAAACAUUCUAUGUAAACUGGGAGAAUACAAUAAUUAAUUUCUAUAAUCUACAAUUAACUUUGAUUACCAUACCUAAUAUUUCUAUAUUUUUUAACCUGCCUGAUAAAAUGAAAUGUAAUAGAAUUACCAUUAUAAUUGUGUUUUAUAGGUAUUUCUGCUGAUUUCUACUUAUUCCCGAAAUUGAUAAAUGGUUACAGCACAAUUGCUAAAAAUUUGAAUGAAUAAUCCUCUGGUUAGCUGUAGAUGUAGAUAAUGAGCACGUUAUGGCAUAAUCUUCCAAUGAACUGAGUUUAUGGGGGUUGAUAGUGGAGGAAACUUUGGAUCUGUAUUGGUGUUGAAAAUAUAUAUUCCAAUAUGCAAGCUGUUGCAGUGUUAUGCAAUCAAAUCAUAUGAAUAUAUAAAGUCACAUGCAUCUCUGUACACAUGAUUUUCAGUGUUUUAAAUUUAAGACAGAAUAAGCCACAGACAUACAAGAAUAUUAUUACUCUUUAUUCUAUUUUGCCAUAUAUAGAUAUAGCUGUAAAAAUCAUUUUUUAAAGUUCCCCAUUUUCAUUUUUAUAUUCAGUUCACAAUUCUCCCCCUUGGUCUCAAGAAAAUGUACCCCUCACAGAAAAUGCCAAAUAAUUCACAAAGCAGUACUCUGGAUGAAGCUUCGAUGCACAUUGAUGGAGUAAUUCUGUUUUCUUCACUGCAAUUAGAACUUUUGAAAUAUCUUUACUGAAGAGCAGCAAGUAAAUUUGAUUGGAGUUAUUCCUUCUUUUAAUGCACAUAUACCAUAUCUAAGAACAAAGUCUGCAUUUAGUGCUUGCCUCAUUGCUGCACUAGUUGUCUUUGGAAUGCUUGUUUUGCAAGUGAUGUAUAAAUAUCAAUGGCCAAAACAGAACAAGUAUGAAAGCAAUCUCGAAAGUUGGCUAUUUAGUUCAUUCUUUUCAGCACUUAUUUGAUGGUCAUUUUUGCUUUGGACUGGCUUUCUUCAACUGAUGCAGAACAUUCGUCUUCCUGCAAUCUGUAUAUAUAAAAAACAUGACAAGUAUCUUUUUUAUUCUAAGCUUUCAAGCCAUUCAUACUGCAGCUAUGUAACAUUGACAGAAGUUUUAAUUUUUGAUGAAUGAAGCAAACUUACGCUAUAUGAUUUAGUCCAAUUUCUGUAUUCAUGAUUAUGCCAUUUCUCUUUCUGUAUUUCAAUAAAAGCAUUCA
Mobula hypostoma (lesser devil ray) is the source of this 3112-nucleotide messenger RNA. RefSeq names its product apoptosis inducing factor mitochondria associated 4 (gene aifm4). Gene Ontology annotation, molecular function: oxidoreductase activity, acting on NAD(P)H; flavin adenine dinucleotide binding; 2 iron, 2 sulfur cluster binding. The record is from RefSeq and is a predicted model, not a curated record. NCBI's taxonomy places the organism in Eukaryota, Metazoa, Chordata, Chondrichthyes, Myliobatiformes, Myliobatidae. Gene Ontology annotation, cellular component: cytoplasm. The coding region runs from base 36 to 1814 and encodes 592 amino acids. The transcript has 19 exons.